AUGAGGACGAGCGGCGGCGGCUUUGCCGGCCUGGUGGUGUGCGUCGCCACCGUGUGCCUGCUCCUGCCGACGGCGAGCCGCGCCCAGCUGAAGGUGGGGUUCUACAACACCACCUGCCCCAACGCCGAGGCGCUCGUGCGUCAAGGUCGUCACGGCUGCUUUCGCCAACAACUCCGGCGUCGCACCCGGGCUCAUCCGCCUCCAUUUCCAUGA
Molecule: messenger RNA, 213 nt
Organism: Miscanthus lutarioriparius
Lineage: Eukaryota; Viridiplantae; Streptophyta; Magnoliopsida; Poales; Poaceae
Source: the annotation of a GenBank genome assembly